AUGGCGAAUGCCCCAAACCCACCAAACAAGUGGAAUUGGUUCAAGAGUUUCCAAUACGACGAAGGAAACGAUUCUCCCGGCGAUGCACGCAAUGUUUUGCUAGUAGUUGCAGCACUGAUCACUGCAGUGACCUUCCAAGCCGGUGUCAACCCUCCCGGAGGUGUUUGGCAAGACAGUCAGAAUGGCCACACUGCAGGGAGAGCCAUUUAUGCAACUCACAAAACAGCAUUCUAUGUGUUCUUGAUAUCAAACACCUUAGCUCUUUCCACUGCUAUCUUUAUAAUCAUAUCGCUUACUCACAAGUUCCCUUUCCAUUUGGAGGUCUUGGUUGCCACAGUGUCUAUGAUCGUGACUUAUGGUUCUGCAGUGUUUGCUGUGACCCCAAAUGAGUCUGUCCAGUUUCGUUACAUAUUGACUGCAGCUGCUCUGCCUUUUAUAAUAAGGAUUUUUGUCCAAGUUUUCAAGAUGUAUAAACCGAAAUGUGUGUCGUAUUUUAAGAAUCAUUUUUAG
This is a messenger RNA of Prunus persica (peach), 510 nucleotides long. RefSeq lists its product as uncharacterized. The transcript has a single exon. The coding region runs from base 1 to 510 and encodes 169 amino acids. The record is from RefSeq and is a predicted model, not a curated record. Lineage: Eukaryota; Viridiplantae; Streptophyta; Magnoliopsida; Rosales; Rosaceae.